Aspergillus homomorphus CBS 101889 is the source of this 591-nucleotide messenger RNA. RefSeq lists its product as uncharacterized. NCBI's taxonomy places the organism in Eukaryota, Fungi, Ascomycota, Eurotiomycetes, Eurotiales, Aspergillaceae. Gene Ontology annotation, biological process: regulation of DNA-templated transcription. The transcript has a single exon. The record is from RefSeq and is a predicted model, not a curated record. Bases 52 to 564 code for a protein of 170 amino acids. Gene Ontology annotation, molecular function: DNA-binding transcription factor activity, RNA polymerase II-specific; zinc ion binding.
AAGUAAGUCGUCCCAUCCAAAUAUCCUUGUCUUAGAUUACUUUGUAACUCAAUGACUCAACUUCCGUCCGGAGCGGCAUCUGACAGCGGGAGUCGAAACCCAAGGCCAUCCCGAAGGCACGCCUGUGACCGAUGCCGCAGUCAGAAGCUCUGCUGUGAUCGGACAGCCCACUGCAUGAAUACAUCAGUCGCUUGCGAUUGCUGCGCUCGAAACCAUUCCACUUGUGUUACCAGCGCUCCCAUGCCCAUGGGUCGUCUGCGCUCCUCAAAUCCCAAGGCUCGUUACCGUCGGAAAAGCAACAAGAUGUCCGAUGAAUUGGGAUCCACGACCCCACCAUCCUGUUCCACCAUCCAGCCACCACCUGACCUCGCCAUGGCCAGAAUGGAAAUGGACGCGGUCAAUGAUCUGCCAGAACUCUAUUUCACUGAGGGAGAUUUAGGCUAUAACCUUGAUUUUUCCAACAUGAAUGUAUUCGACACCUCUGCUUUCGCUGAUAUGGUUAUGAGCUCACAGCCUGAAGCAGUCAGCCCUACUAACUCUGCAGCUGUCAACCCUCAGGAGUAGAAUAUUAAGUACUUAUGGAAGCUUUAC